Messenger RNA from Hipposideros armiger (great roundleaf bat), 2702 nucleotides. It is a transcript of the gene TICAM1, whose product is annotated as TIR domain containing adaptor molecule 1. Bases 281 to 2362 code for a protein of 693 amino acids. The record is from RefSeq and is a predicted model, not a curated record. Gene Ontology annotation, biological process: positive regulation of type I interferon production; TRIF-dependent toll-like receptor signaling pathway; positive regulation of canonical NF-kappaB signal transduction. Lineage: Eukaryota; Metazoa; Chordata; Mammalia; Chiroptera; Hipposideridae. Gene Ontology annotation, cellular component: endosome. Gene Ontology annotation, molecular function: signaling adaptor activity. The transcript has 2 exons.
AGAGGCAGGCGGAGGCCUUGGGGGCGGGUCCGCUCGCGCGCCUUCCGCGCUCGGUCCUCGGCGGGCACCGCCGCUAGGCUAUCUGGCCACAAACCUCCGACCCGAGGACGCGAGAGGCUCGGCGGGCCAACCCCGGAAUCCAGGUCUGCUCUGGUAGUUCCCAUGAGACCUGGUACAGUGAGCGGGUAGGGGACGCCGGCUGUGCAGGAGAGCAGGUGGUGUGGAACAUGCCUCCACCAGCCAGUGCUUCUCCCGACUCCAUCGGAGGCUAUACCCACCGAUGCCCAUGGCCUGCCCGGGCCCGUCUCUCUCCAGCGCCUUUGACAUUCUACAUGCGGCAGGCCACGACAAGCUCCUGUAUCUUAAGCACAAGUUGAAGACCCUGCACCCGGGCUGCCGGGGGGCACACCUCCUACACACGAUGGUGCUCCUGACGCUGGGCCAGGAGACCGAGGCCAGGAUCUCUCUGGAGGCCCUGAAGGUGGAUGCGGUGGCCAGGCUUGUGGCCCGCCAGUGGGCCGGCAUGGACAGCAGUGCCAGUGCCCCGGAGGAGACCCCAGAUGUGUCCUGGGCCAUUGCCCGGGUGUACCACCUGCUUGCCGAGGAGAAGCUGUGCCCGGCCCCAGUGCGGGACGAGGCUUACCGGGCAGCCCUCCAGGCUUCUAGCUUGAGGGAGGACCCCCAGCUUGGGGAGCUCCAAGAGGAGGCCCGGGACCGGUGUGGGUGGGACAUCGUUGGGGACCCAGGGGUCUUCCAGCCCCUCCACUCUGAUCUGGACUGCCUCCCGCUGUCCUCUGGGACCCGCAGUCUUCCUCAGCCCAUUGAGAAUCCCUUGGGCUGGAGCAGAGGGUGCUCCCUGAGAUCCACUGGCAGCCCAGCCUCCCUGGCCAGCAACUUGGAAAUUAGCCAUUCGCCCACCAUGGCCCUCCUCAGCUCGCACCGUAGCCCCCAUGGGCCCAGCAAGCUGUGUGAUGAGCCUCCGGUCAGCCCAGUGCCCGAGCCUGUCCCCAUGGGCUGCCAGGAGCCUGAGGAGAUGAGCUGGCCUCCAUCGGGGGCGAUUGCUGACACCCCAGUGCCACCAAACAGCCCAGGCCCCAGGCUUCCUGAGGUGGCCCUAGAUGCAAGCCCUGCUGGCCUGCCUGACUCCUCCGAAGCUCCAGACAUCAGCACCCACUACCCAGUGGAAUGCACAGAAGUGUCACCAGCCCCCAAAUCUCUACCCUCACCCUCCAGAAAUCCCUGCCCUGUCAAGGACCAGAUGCCACUACAACCUCCCAUAGAAGACACCACUUCCUCAACAGCCCAGCCAAGCCCACCGACUCCCUCAGCCCCGAAGACAUCCUCUCCCAAUCCCUCUCCAUCUACCCCUUUGGCUCACCCAGCUUCAUCGAGCCCAUGUCCCCCUUCUCCUGAGUUAGAGUCAUCGGAGCAGAAAUUCUAUAACUUUGUGGUCUUGCACUCCAGGGAGGAUGAGCACAUUGCCCUGCGUGUCCGGGAGAAGCUCGAAUCUCUGGGUGUGCCCAAUGGGGCCACCUUCUGCGAGGAUUUCCAGGUGCCCGGGCGUGGUGAGCUGUGCUGCCUGCAAGACGCCAUAGACCACUCGGCCUUCACCAUCCUGCUGCUCACUGCCAACUUUGACCGUCGCCUGUGCCUGCACCAAGUGAACCAGUCGCUGAUGAACAGCCUCACGCAGCCCGGGCGGCAAGACUGCGUGAUCCCUUUCCUGCCCCUGGAGAGUUCCCAGGCCCAGGUUAGCCCCUACACGUCCAGCCUGCUCAGAAGCCUGGUGUGGCUGGACGAGCACUCCCUAAUCUUCGCCAGGAAGGUGGCCAACACCUUCAAGCCCCAGAAGCUGCGGGCCUGCAAGACCAACUGGAAGAAGGAUCAGGAUACUCGGGCCCUGCGGGAGCAGCACCAGCGCCUGGAGGGUGAGCGGCAGCAGGCAGCCGCGUGGAAUGCCGCGUACUCAGCCUACCUUCAGAGCUACUUGUCCUGGCAUGAGCAGAUGGAGAACCUCCAGGCAGCUUUCAGGAGCCACACGACACUUGGGACUCAGGUGCCUUAUGGGGGCCAAGGGCCCCUGGGAACCCAGCUACCCUUUUCUACCUGGCCUGGCCAUCAGCCACCGUCCCUACCUCCAUGGCUGGCUGGCAGCCACCCACCGGCCUUCCCACAACCACCGGCCUUCCCGCAGCCACCAGCCUUCCCUACGACCCCUCAGAGCACUGCGACCCCUCAGAGCCCUGGACUGCAGCCCCUCAUUAUCCACCAUGCACAAAUGGUGCAGCUGGGGCUCAACAACCAUAUGUGGAACCAGAAAGGGACCCAGGAGCCUGAGGACAAGACACAGGAAGCAGAAUGACCAAAUGACGCAGCCUGAUAACCUUGACCUCAGACUCCCUUUGGGCUGGGCCUUGGAGACCCCCUAUCUCCAAGGGAAGCAGUGGAACAUGGGGUCACCUGCUAUUUUCAGGGCAUUGCUGGGGACACCUUCAUGUCUUAGGAAAUCGUGCAAAAUGGGCCCCCAAUGACUGUCCAGCUCUUGGGGAGGCCAGAAUUGGACGUAGUGUUUACAAACUCUCUCUCUCUCUCUCUCUCUCUCUCUCUCUCUCUCUCUCACUGGAUGGUGGUGGUGGGGAAUCGGCUGGGGGAUAUUAGUACAGUAUUUUAAUUAUAAUAAAUAUUUAUUGAACGCUUCUCUA